CGUCUUCAUAACAAACACAAUGUGCACAAUACGAGCCACGCCCCUCUUUAUCCAGCCAGCUAAAAAUGUCAGGAGAAGGAGCUCUGGUAGGUUCCAUUGAUCAAGGGACAGCCAGCUCAAGACUCUUGGUGUUCAAUGAGUCACUAGCAGUGGUACAGAAACAUCAGGAGAGCAUACGUCAGAUCUUCCCAAAAGAAGGAUGGUUUGAACAAGAUCCAGAGGAGAUCAUAGCGUCUGUUUGCUCAUGCAUUGAGAAGGUGGGCGUGGCAUUGGGGUCACAUGACUUGCAGCGUCUCAAAGGCCUCGGAGUGACCAAUCAGAGGGAGACGUCUAUUCUAUGGGAUAGAGAGAGUGGGAGGAGUCUCGCUCCCGCCAUCGUCUGGAGUGAUGGACGUACAGGAGAGCUGGUUGAUCGUAUGGUUGCCAUGACACCCACCAAGAACAAGGAUCAUUUUCGGAGGAGGUGUGGUCUUCCUCUCUCCACGUACUUCAGUGCUCUCAAGAUAAGAUGGCUGAUUGAGAAUAAUGAACUAGUGAGGGCCGCCAUUAAAGAUGGCCGUUGUCUCUUUGGAACAGUUGACUCUUGGAUCAUUUGGAAUCUGACGGGUGGUGUGAAUGGUGGAGUGCAUGUGACCGAUGUCACUAAUGCAAGCCGGACAAUGUUGAUGAAUAUUGGUACUCUUCAGUGGGACCUUGACCUCUGCAAGUUCUUUGACAUUCCAAUGGAGAUCCUGCCAGAGAUACGCAGCUCAGCAGAGGUGUAUGGUGCUAUAGCUGAUGGUCCACUCAGUGGUGUCCCAAUAUGUGGAUGUUUAGGGGACCAGCAAUCAGCACUAGUAGGUCAACAAUGUUUUGCCCCGGGACAAGCUAAGAACACGUAUGGUACUGGAUGCUUCCUACUCUACAACACAGGGAAGCAACUAGUCAUGUCAGGCCAUGGUCUCCUGAGCACGGUCGCCUAUCAGCUUGGUCCCACUGCCCCUCCAAUAUACGCUCUGGAGGGAGCUGUAUCUAACGCUGGGCAGGCACUGAAGUGGCUUGUUGAGAAAAUGGAGUUAGUCAGAGAAAUCAGUGAGAUUGAGUGCUCUGCUAAGAGUGUUGACUCGCCUGGUGAUGUGUACUUUGUACCCGCGUUCUCGGGACUAUACGCUCCGUACUGGCAACCAGACGCCAGAGGUGUUAUGAUUGGUCUCACUAACUACACUACUAAAGCUCAUCUGUGUAGAGCUGCAUUAGAAGCUGUCGCCUUUCAGUCCAGAGAGGUGCUAGACGCCAUGAAUCAGGACAGUGGGACUCCGCUCAGUAUGCUACAGGUGGACGGAGGAAUGACGGCCAAUCAGCUGCUCUUGGAGUUACAAAGUGACAUACUCGGCAUACCAGUAGUGAAACCUGACUUUGCUGAGAUGACUGCAUUGGGUGUUGCCAUAGCAGCAGGAUUAGCAUGUGGUGUGUGGCAAGACUUGUCAAGACUACCCAAAUCAUCUGGUAUCACCUUUGAACCCAAGAACACUCCACAAGAGCGUGAGCGCCGCUACAAGGGAUGGAAGGAAGCGGUCCAACGAAGCAGACACUGGGAGGAGGGGCACAGAAAGUCCGCCCACUACACUAGCACACUGUGACUGUGUGUGUUGUGUGGUGUGGGUGUGUGUGAUGGAUUGACUAUAGCUAUAGUUAUUUAUUUGUCAUUUCUGUAAUAUUUUUGAAAAUAAUGGCAAAGGUCACAAACA
This is a messenger RNA of Halichondria panicea, 1727 nucleotides long. Its product is annotated as glycerol kinase-like. Gene Ontology annotation, biological process: glycerol-3-phosphate biosynthetic process; glycerol metabolic process; triglyceride metabolic process. Gene Ontology annotation, molecular function: glycerol kinase activity. Gene Ontology annotation, cellular component: mitochondrion. NCBI's taxonomy places the organism in Eukaryota, Metazoa, Porifera, Demospongiae, Suberitida, Halichondriidae. Bases 66 to 1619 code for a protein of 517 amino acids. The transcript is spliced from 14 exons. The record is from RefSeq and is a predicted model, not a curated record.